CCUUUUUGAUAGGGUCCAAUACCAACAAAGGUCUCUCUUUCCUUCCACAAAGGCCUUCCACCUGCCAAGUUCAAGAUUCAUCAGAAAAUCGUGAAAGAUGCCUUAUAUGCUACCAAGGAGAAUUCGGGUGCCUCUAAAGGCCAAACCGGAGGACAAGGAUCCGUUGCUAACCUUUUGCCAGAUCCCAGACAAGCACCAGGACCCCUCCCAUCCCCGCAAGUCCUUCACUUCCACCAUACCGGUGGCCGUAGACCCCUGGAAGCAGCAGCAGAAGGUCAUCAACCACCGUUUUUACACCCGGCAGUACACCAACUCGUACACGCCCUUCUACACCUUGCAGAAACCCUCGUGCGGCUACCUUUACUGCCAGGACACGGACCACACCCGCAAGAGGUUGGACAUCCCUUAUACCAACGUAAACAAAUGGCGGACUGAUGCCAUUCUGUAGUCCCCGGAGGCCCCCGCACUCCUCCGCCUGCUUCAUCUCGGGAAGGCUGGGCCCUCGGAAAGGAGGGUGUGUUUGCUAGGGGAGGAAGGCUGCCCCGGCGGCUGGGCUCCCCAGGACGGUCACUUUGGGGCAACGAGAGAGACCUUCUCUUCAGCACCAAUUAAACAUUACCCUUCUUUAGCCUACAAAUUGAGGCUACAUCCAAGCGAAUUACACUGGAUAUCAUGUGUGAUAAGCUGCUGGUGAGAUUGUCCUCUGUAGCACUGUCCCUUUCCUCCUCCCGAACUCCCUCUUUCACUCACCUCUAGUCUCUGGAACGAGCUUCUGGCCUGAGUUGCUCCUUUGG
Molecule: messenger RNA, 794 nt
Organism: Antechinus flavipes (yellow-footed antechinus)
Lineage: Eukaryota; Metazoa; Chordata; Mammalia; Dasyuromorphia; Dasyuridae
Gene: CIMIP3
Product: GUCA1A neighbor
Exons: 2
Coding region: 98-448 (116 amino acids)
Source: RefSeq, a predicted model, not a curated record